GAAGAAUGAUUAUAUUUGUUGUAAUUGGAACAGAUGGUGAAAAGGAAAUUGUAGAUGUUAAAGAUAGCACCUCUGCUCAGGGUGUUGAACAUGGGGACGUUGACGUGGAUGUGGCUCAAUAGCUGCAUAGCGGAGAUUUUGGUGGCACAUUUGCUCCACCAAAAGUAAAUUCACGGAAAAAAGGCAUACCGAAUUAUUUGUCACUGGACAUGAAUUGCAGCCAGGUUAUGAAAUGCGGAUAAUAAAAUCUAGACGUUUUGCAAUGUUAAGAGAGCGUGGUGGACACCAAUUUGUUGGGCUUGAACUUCGAGCUUCCAUGGAUAAUGUUUCAGAUCAGGCUAGUCUUGAACCUGAAAGAGUUAUGAAGAAGAGAAAGAAGAGGCUACAUGUGUCUUGUCGUGAGUAUUAUUGCUAUAAACUAAAAGUUCGAAAUUCAGGUAAUUGUAUUUUAUUGCAUGCUGGUAGGCUUUUUCAACAAUAUGUUGUUGAUAUGUAUGUGAAAAUUGAAACUGCUAGAUUAGAUUACUUUCGUAAUAACCAAAAACAAAUACGGGCUGAACUUUAUCAAGGAAUUAUUGAUAGUGUUGAAAUAGGUGAAAGUAGAGGUUAUAAGGUCGGUCGAAAAAUUAUUUUACCAUCAUCUUUCACAGGUGGACCUAGGGAUAAUAAAAAACGAUAUAUGGAUGCAAUGGCAUUGGUUCAAAGAUAUGGUAAACCCGAUAUCUUUUUAACAGUAACUUGCAAUCCUAAUUGGCCAAAUAGAGCAAGAACUAAGGCACAAUGAUGAAAAGCAAAAUAGGCCUGAUUUGCUUGCACGAAUAUUUAGAGCUAAAUUGGAGGAGUUAAAAAAUGAUUUGUUUAGAAAACAUAUUUUAGGACCCAUUGUUGCAUACAUAUACGUAAUCGAAUUUCAAAAGAGAGGUCUACUGCAUGCACAUUUUUUGUUAAUUUUUAAAUCGGGAUCAAAAGUCACUUUAGUUGAUUUGGUUGAUAAAAUUGUUUGUUGUGAAAUUCCAGACAAAAAUCAUUACCCCCAUUUAUAUCCUAUUGUUGUAAAACAUAUGUUACAUGGUCCUUGUGGAACAUUAAAUCCAAAUAAUGUUUGUAUGGAAAAUAAUAAAAUAUGCCAAUAAGUAUCCAAGAGAAUAUGCAAUGACGACGUCACUUGGUGAUGAUUCAUAUCCACGAUAUAGACGGCGCAGUAAUGGUCAACAAGUUAAAGUCAGGGGACAUUUCUGAUAAUAGAUGGGUUGUACCUUACAAUCCUUUUUAAUAGCUAAAUAUGACUGCCAUAUCAACAUAGAAAUAUGUUCAACUGUUAAAACUAUCAAAUAUUCAUAUAAAUAUAUUUAUAAAGGACAUGAUCAAAUAACUUUUUCCAUAUAUGACAAUGAACGAGAAGAUAUUGAUUGAAUUUC
Messenger RNA from Olea europaea var. sylvestris, 1418 nucleotides. RefSeq lists its product as uncharacterized. The record is from RefSeq and is a predicted model, not a curated record. The transcript is spliced from 3 exons. Bases 233 to 784 code for a protein of 183 amino acids. Lineage: Eukaryota; Viridiplantae; Streptophyta; Magnoliopsida; Lamiales; Oleaceae.